GGCCCCUGCUAGGCUCGCGAGUCCUCGGGUCUCCUCCUCCUGCGGCCGCCGCGCAGCGGACAUGAGCGCGUAGCCCCCCCCCCCCCAUACCCCGCAACCCCAUCCUGGACUGGGAUUUGCUCGCAGAUUUUCUUCAUGGAAGCAAUGUCCCCCCAGCAAGACGCUCUAGCCGGGCAGCCGGGGCGCUCGUCUUCCCUGACUGGCAUGUCUCGGAUCGCGGGAGGCCCCGGCACCAAGAAGAAGAUGAAAACACUAGCAGAAAGACGGAGGAGCGCUCCAUCCCUCAUUCUGGAUAAAGCUUUGCAAAAGCGGCCAAGUACCAGAGACAGCCCUUCUGCCAGCAUCGACACAUGUGCGUUUCUGUCCUCAUUUGUCUGUUCCAGUAGGACUCUGCUCAUUGAUGGUCCAGUGGAGCUUAAAAGAGGUCUACAGAGGCAAGAGCGUCAUCUUUUCUUAUUCAAUGAUCUGUUUGUUGCAGCCAAAAUCAAAUAUAACAACAACUUUAAGAUAAAAAACAAAAUAAAACUAACUGAUAUGUGGACAGCGAGCUGUGUGGAUGAAGUAGGAGAAGGAAACACCAACGCCCUGAAAUCCUUUGUCUUGGGCUGGCCCACGGUGAACUUUGUGGCCACUUUCAGUUCUCCAGAACAAAAGGACAAAUGGCUCUCUCUCCUUCAGAGAUACAUCACUCUAGAAAAAGAGAAGGACUUCCCGAAGAGCAUUCCCCUCAAAAUCUUCGCCAAGGACAUUGGGAAUUGUGCCUAUUUUAAAACUAUAACAGUAAUGAAUUCAGACACAGCAAGUGAAGUUAUCAACAUGUCAUUGCAAAUGCUAGGGAUAACUGGCUCUGAGAGAGAUUACCAGCUGUGGGUUAAUUCUGGAAAAGAAGCAGCUCCAUACCCACUCAUUGGACACGAGUAUCCUUAUGGAAUUAAAAUGAGCCAUCUCCGAGACACUGCCCUUCUGACACAGGGAUCAAAAGACACCGCCACCCUGUCCAACCUCCAAGAGCCCUUCCUGAUGGAACAGCUGCCCCGAGAGAUGCAGUGCCAGUUCAUCUUGAAGCCCAGCCGCCUGGCAUCAGCCCAGCAGCUGAGUGAUCCAGGCCAGAAGACAUUUAAAAGGAGACGGUCCAUCAUCAACUGGGCUUUUUGGCGGGGUUCCAGCACUCACCUGGACAGCUUGCCCAUGUCACCAGCAUCUCCUAUGCCAGGACAGCUCUUUGGAGUUUCUUUACCAGAUAUUUGUGAGAAUGACAAUCUGCCAAAACCUAUCUUGGAUAUGCUUUCCUUCCUUAAUCAAAAAGGCCCUCUCACAAAAGGCAUCUUCAGACAGUCAGCCAAUAUGAAAUCCUGCCGAGAGCUAAAAGAGAAACUGAACUCUGGAGUUGAAGUACACCUUGACUGUGAAUCUAUUUUCGUGAUAGCAUCUGUGUUAAAGGAUUUUCUUAGAAAUAUCCCAGAAAGUAUUUUUUCAUCAGAUCUGUAUGAUCACUGGGUCUGUGUAAUGGAUCAAGGAAAUGAUGAAGAGAAAAUAAACAUAAUUCAAAGACUAUUAGAUCAGCUUCCCAGAGCCAAUGUUGUUUUCCUAAGAUACCUGUUUGCCGUGUUACACAACAUUGAACAGCAUUCCUUAUCUAAUCAGAUGACUGCAUUUAACUUAGCUGUGUGUAUCGCCCCAAGUAUUCUUUGGCCUCCGGCUUCCUCAAGCCCAGAACUAGAAAAUGAAUUUACAAAAAAGGUUUCCCUUCUUAUACAAUUUCUGAUUGAAAAUUGCUGUAAGAUAUUUGGAGAAGAAAUCACUUCUCUCUUGGGAGAACUUUCUGUGAGAAGCGACACUAGAGAACACAGCUCAGAUAUAUCUUGCUUCCAAAUGAAUGACUCUUCCUACGACAGCUUGGAAAACGAGCUAAAUGAAGACGUAGAUGCUCCAUGUAGUGACUUAGUGAAGAAGCUUGGUCAGGGCAGCAGAAGUGUGGACUCUGUGUUAACCCUCAGUGACUACGACCUUGACCAGCCUGAGGUAGAAGGCCUUUUAACCCUGAGUGAUUUUGACUUAGAUCAGUCUAAAGAUGAAUCUAUUCAAGUGAAACAACCUCUAGAGCGCAAACCAGUGAGUGUUUUUGUAGCCUACAGGAAGGCUUCGCUGGGGGAGCAUGCCAGAGCACCGUCUAGCCCGUGCACAGCCAGCUGCCUCUCCACAGCUGCUGCAGAUACCCCAAAACAGCCGCGGCGGCACCGGCGCUGCUCAGAACCCAGCAUUGACUAUCUAGAUGCAAAGCUUUCCUAUCUCAGGGAGUUUUACCAGAAAAAGCUACGCAAGUCCAGCUGUGAUGCAGUGCUCUCUAAAGAAGAUGGAGAUUAUCUGAAGCAGACUCAGCCCUUGAGGAAAGGGAGUAAAACGUGUUUUAAAGAGAGUGUAGUCACAGGCACUGACAUCAGCAAGAAAAGUGCUGCUAAUGAAAACGUUAAGAAGAAAAGCUUGACUGGUCAUGAAGGAAGUCAUGUGAUGCCUUUCACAAAGUCCAAGCCAGUGGCCAUUUCAGGGGCAUCUCACAGUCACAUGUCCUCCCAGGAUCAUUCCAGGGGCCAACUCUUUGAUGCAGAUGUACCCAGUUACUCCCCACCACACACAGCAGAGGCCCUCAAGAGCUCAAGGGCACAUUGGCGCUGUUCAGAACCCAACAUAGAUGACCAGAACUACAAACUAUCCUAUCUCAGGGGGAUUUAUUCAAAAAAGCAACAUAAAACCAGCUGUGAGGCUGGGCUCUUACAUGGAGAAGAAGACUAUCUCAAAAGGCAUAAGUCUUUGCAGAUAGAGGGGCAAAAGCUUAUUAAUCAGAGUUUGGUCAUGGGGAUUGAGGUGGGCAAGAGCAGCACCACAAACCAAAGCUCUGAGAAGGUUCUGCCCCCGAGACUGAACCUUUGCCCAAGGGCUAGCUAUUCCAGCUUAUCCUCCCCAGGCACAUCCCCAUCCGGCUCAUCAGUAAGCUCCCAGGACAGUGCUUUUUCUCAGAUUUCUGAACAUUCUGUGUUUACACCCACUGAAACUUCCUCUCCAAUAGAUUGCACUUUUCAGGCUCAGAGAAAACAGGAAGAGCUGUCCUCUGACUUUAACAAUUCCAGCCUCAUUUCUGGAAUGCCUGGUCCCUCAACAGGGCAGGUCAGCAGCCAUCUCCCUUACAUAAGGAAGGACACUGUAGACCAACAUUCACAACUGCAUUCUGUAACACUUCACCCUAGUGCAUGGUUGAGAAGUGGUUUGGUCACUUUGAAAAACUGGUCCCUCAAAAAGAAGACAAAAGCAGCCAGACCAGAAGAGAAGAAAAUAUGUUCCCUAAAUGAACUCUUUGAGCUGCAUCCACAUGCUUCUGGUAUUCUAGAAGCCAGCUCAUUUCAAGAGAGACAAGAUGACAUAUGCCUAAGGGCAGAGGAAGGACCUGGCACUGUGCAGGCAGCUCACGGGUACAGUUCUUACACCUGUCAGGACUCAGAGCCACACUCCAACUCUCCAUUCCACCUGGUGGAAAGCAGACUCAAGCUGUGUAUGAAGUUUCAUGAGGGAAAAGAAAGUGGAGGGCAGUGCCAUUCUGAUCGCCCUUGGGAAGGAGCCUCAUCAAACCUUGUGACUGUGGAUGAUGGGGCCAGCCCAGAUGCAGAGCCUACAAGAGUGUGUGAUGAUGGAGACAGACAUUUAACCAAAGACAGUUACUCACAAUAAGAAUCUAAUGUCAACAUAAACAGGAAUGGAGUUAAUAAUAACAUAAAUUAUUGUUAUGACCCCUUUCAUAAGAUUCCUGGGUAGCUGAAGGAUAAUCAUCACUAAUACAACAGAUUCUCUCUUUGUUGAAGUUGCUUGGCAAAAACUUUAUUUAAAAGUUUCAUCAUCUGAAGUGUUGAAGGGCUUUUCCUAUUAAAGCAUGGGAUCAGCCCUUUCCUGAGACUUGAGGGUACUAGCAGAUGGUUACAGAAAAUGUCCUCUAUACAGGAAGCUUGCUUGGGUCAACUGAGAUCAGUGUCUUAAGACCAAGAUACCACAAAUAAAGCAUCAGGGAGAGAGAGGGAGAGGAACAGUGCAGAAAAGCCAUCUGUGUACCAUGGAAUACACAGGCAAGAAAAGGGCACAAAGUCAUUAAGGAAAAACAUGUUCAUUAAGGAAAUCACAUAAAACCUUUCCCUGGAUCCAAACCAGUGGUCAUUUCCGGGGCAUUUUCUAUUUAUAUGUUUUCACAGGAUCAUUUUAAGAACCCAACUCAUAAAAGUUAGAGCUGUGUGUACCAUGAUGUCAUAGCUUUUGAAUUGGUUGACUUAGCGGAUUCCCUUUUCCAUUGUGUUGAUAAUCAUAUGAUCUAUGAUCAAGGGAAACAGCAAUGGGGACAAAGGAGGAAAUUUGUUCAUUUCGUUAUCUUUCUCAAAGUUGCCUGUGCUAUAAACAUGGGCUCCAGAAAGGUGACAUAUUCCUAUUUAGAAAGUGGCCUGCUGGUGGCAAUUGCUCUUAGUGUAGAAAGAAAUAAACUGCUAUAUAAAAAAUAGGAAAGCUAUGAUUUAGAAGUAAAUUUUCCCUGAUCAACUAAUGCCAGGGGUAGGACUGCAGAGAAACAGUAUAACAAAGAGAUGCCAUGUUUUGCCAUGUCUGUAGUAUUCAAGAGCUCGAGAAAUGACUCUUAUUGCUCCAGUAUCAGCAAGAAAAUGUGUGUAGAGGUGU
Molecule: messenger RNA, 4704 nt
Organism: Nannospalax galili (Upper Galilee mountains blind mole rat)
Lineage: Eukaryota; Metazoa; Chordata; Mammalia; Rodentia; Spalacidae
Gene: Arhgap20
Product: Rho GTPase activating protein 20
Exons: 15
Coding region: 136-3720 (1194 amino acids)
Biological process (GO): signal transduction; regulation of Rho protein signal transduction
Molecular function (GO): GTPase activator activity
Source: RefSeq, a predicted model, not a curated record